AUGCAUUGGCAGAAUGACAGCCCGGGAUGGCAGCCUGAGGCAGCCAGCCACCUAAGCCCGCUCCGCCCGAGCUCCGUGCGGUCACGACUGCAUCCCGGCGACCUUCUUGCUUGCUGUAGCUUGUCGAAAUACGGACUCCCCUCUUCUCUCUACUGGCUGAUUCACCUCAUCAUUACCUCCCCGAUCAUCCAACUACGCCCUUUUGACUACCUUCGAAUCGACACCGAGCCGGUACCUGACUACUCACUCAACCGUGAACCUUCAAUCGAUGCGCCUGCGCUAGCUUCCUCCGCUGAGAUCGAACAUCGCUACAAGUCUAGUCAGACCACGGCAUAUACAGCAGACCAAGCACCAGACACCGAGAACACAGAAGGCUGGACCUACACCUGUGUCGUCUAA
Messenger RNA from Aspergillus steynii IBT 23096, 399 nucleotides. RefSeq lists its product as uncharacterized. Bases 1 to 399 code for a protein of 132 amino acids. NCBI's taxonomy places the organism in Eukaryota, Fungi, Ascomycota, Eurotiomycetes, Eurotiales, Aspergillaceae. The transcript has 2 exons. The record is from RefSeq and is a predicted model, not a curated record.